Molecule: messenger RNA, 942 nt
Organism: Penicillium robsamsonii
Lineage: Eukaryota; Fungi; Ascomycota; Eurotiomycetes; Eurotiales; Aspergillaceae
Product: thioesterase family protein
Exons: 4
Coding region: 1-942 (313 amino acids)
Molecular function (GO): fatty acyl-CoA hydrolase activity
Source: RefSeq, a predicted model, not a curated record
AUGCUUCCUCAAUCGGCUUUUCGAGCGCAGCUAUCUGUCUCAACACCCCUGUACUCAAAUGGCACACGUCGUCUCUUCUCUACAACUUCGGCAAUCUUGAACAACCAAAGCCUGCCCAAUUCGGCAUCAAAACCGAUCGAUCCACGAUGGCUUACAAUGACCAAGCGAAGGAUCGGGAAGUGCAUGAUGUUUGGGAUGAAACCACCUCAGGUUGACGAAGCGGGAAGGAUUUUACAGCAAUUGGCUAAUGAUUGGCGGGAAUUGAUCGCUGGAAGUGAGGGAUUCCUUACGGAUAAAAAACGGCGUAGUCUGUUUCGCCAUAAUGUGGUCUGGGGAGAACAGUCUACUUGUGGUGGAUUAGGAUAUUAUGGUGAGAACAUCCCUGCCCCCUACCUGUUGCGCUUACUGCGUGGUCACGUCAACAACGUUACCUAUGUACGAUACGCCGAAACAGCUCGAGUAAACUGGACGCGCAAUAUCGGCAAGCAUAUCGAUACCGCGAACAAGAAAGAAUGGCUAAGCAUGGUUGGAAAUACGGGAAUCGGGCUCAUCCUGAAGAGUAUUAAGGUGGACUACAAAUUUCCCAUGGAAUCUCCAGACAAAAUUUCCGUCUACCACAAACUGAUCCCAGACCCAUCUGGGCAUCUUUCAUCUCAAUCGGCUUUCCGACUCGAAGUCAUGAUCUUGUCUGAAGCACGCCAACGCCCUGCCGCUCGUUGCUUCGAGGAUAUUGUAAUCUAUGAUUACAAGAAGAACCGCAAGACUGUCAAAAUCCCGCCCUUUGUCAUGGAGCAGUUUGAAGCGAUCUGGAAGCAGCAGGAGCAGGGAAAGGAGAACUGGAGUCAGCAUAUUGCUGAGAUCGAAAAUCGGGUCCGGAAUCUGGAGCUUGAAAGCUGGGAUCGGGUCGAUGCUGUGGAGGAUAAUGGGUCUGCCCCACAGUGA